ACUCCCUCGGAGAGAGCAGCAGUAUGAUCAUGGCGGAGGCAGCGGCCCAAGAUCUGUUCUCGGAGCAGGAGCUCACCUGCUCCAUCUGCCUGGAUCUGUUCGACGAACCCGUCUCCACCCCCUGUGGACACAACUUCUGCCAGGGGUGUAUCGGAGGUUACUGGGCGUCCAGUCCGGUCUGCACCUGUCCCCUCUGCAAACGCCCGUUUGAUGAGCGCCCUCAGCUCAGCGUCAACAAAGUCUUCGCUCUCAUCGCAGAUAAAUACAAAGAAGCUCGCUAUGGCGCCGCUGGCUUAUCGAUGCCGGUCAAGAACAGGACGCCGGCUGGCGGCGUGGCCACGAUGACAAACACCAACCCGUUCCUGACGGCUCCAGCUGAGGAGGUGGUGUGGUGUGACAUCUGUACAGGAGUCAAACGGCCUGCUGUCAGCUCCUGUGUCACCUGCACCGCCUCGUACUGCAAUGAGCAUGUCAAGCCGCAUCAGACCACGCCCUUCUACGCCAAACACCCACUGUUGGACCCCCAGGAGGCCCUCAGGGGCCGCACCUGCGCGGCGCACCGCCGCCUGCUGGAGGUGUACUGUCGGGAAUGUCAGCGCUGCAUCUGUGCCAUCUGCGUCAUGGAGGAACAUCGGACACACCGGACCGUCUCCGUCCAGACCGAGAGACUCAACAAACAGAAACUGGUAGCGAGGACGGAGCAGGAGAUCCUGAACCGGAUCAAAGAGAAGGAGAUUCAUGUGACUCAGCUGAAGAGGAAACUGGAGGGAGUCAAGAACUACGCAGACAGAGAGCGAGGCGAGGUGGAGCACCUCCUGGACGAGGUGGCCGGCUCGUUGGACAGGAUCCGGACUCAGGUGGUGGGCGGGAUCGAGAGCCAGCUGGACGCUGUGAUGUCAAAGGGGGAGGGGCUGGUAAACCGUCUGGAGGCGGAGCUUAGUCAGCUGAUCGACAGGAGGGCCACGCUGGAGGUCCAGGCCAUCAGUCAGGACCACAUCAGCUUCCUGCAGACUUACGAUGAGGCCACAGCUCCUCUAGUUGAGGAUUGGCAGGAGGAGGACGAGGACGAGGAGCACUUCUCCCUGCACUUCCAGCUGGGGGAGGUGAAGAGCUCUCUGUCCGAGGUGAAAGACAAGAUGGACGACAUCAGGAUGGGGGAGGUCAACUCCACUCCGCAACGCUACGCAAAGUCCAGAGGCUCUGUCCCUGAGCUGAUGUUCGCAGAGAGCAUGCUCAGUCUGAGAGGAAGCAGCAACAACUUGAGCGGAAGCAACGGCAAUUUCAGAGGAAGCAACGCCAGUUUGAAGAAGAAUCUAAAGAAAAUCAAAUCAGUCUCAGGAUACAAAAAGGUCCGAGUCUACAUGGAGGACGUGACCCUGAACCCGGUGACGGCGUACCCCUUCCUGAUCCUGUCUGAGGACAGGAAGCAGGUGAAGAGAGGAGAGAAGCUGCAGUUCUACCGGAACAGUCAGCAUCGCUUUGACGUCUGGUCCUGUGUCAUCGCCAAAGAGGGGUUCAGUACUGGACGCCACUACUGGGAGGUGUUUGUUGGGGAGAACAAGGACUGGAAGCUGGGCGUGGUCAGCGAGUCAGCUCAGAGGAAAGGUCUGUUCGACAUGAGUCCUUCUGUUGGAUACUACGCCAUCUGGUGGAGCGGCAGCCAGCUUAGAGCGCUCACCACGCCACCUCUUGCCAAGGUGAAGCAUCAGCCGAAGCUGCGUCAGGUGGGCGUGUUCCUGGACAUGGACGACGGUCAUGUGUCCUUCUAUAACGCCAAGUCGGGCUCAGAGAUCUACAGCUUCACCGGAUCCUCCGAGUUCACCGAGAGGAUGUUCCCUCUGCUGGGCACCGGAGACAAAGAGGUCCCCCUGGUCCUCAUGACCACACAGAACCACCUGGACUGAGGGACCAGGGACCGGACGGAGGCGCAGCGACGGAACCUGAGAAGAGGCAGCAGAACCGAGCAGGGACUAAUGUGGGUGAGACGUUACUGGCUGUUGGCGGCCAUGUUGGAGACGUCAAACUCAGAAACUUGAUCUCACCACAGACUGAACCGAUUUGGGUUUUUUCAUUUAACAGAAGUGGGAACGUCCGGCAGUGCGUCGCUGCUGCAACGACAACAACACAUCUCCUUAGUUUCUCGUUCUAACAAGAUACUUUUCAUAUUAAAAGAUUUUUUUAUGUUCCACAGAAUACUAACAAAAUACUUUUUUCACGUUCUACCAAGAUCCCACGUUUCACGUUCUACCAAGAUCCCACGUUUCACGUUCUACCAAGAUAUUUUUCAUUUUAUAAGAUCUUUUUCAUGUUCUACAAGAUCCUUUCCAUGUUCUCACACCGUGUUGUAAUCCUAAUGAGAAACGUGUCUUGUUGGAGCCCGGCAGUAAAAACGUGAUGCAUCAGCAGAACAUUACAUCAUGGUUCUGAUGAAAAUGAUGUUUUGAAGCCUGCAGUUUGGUUUUCUGGGUAAUGAAGGCAGGAAAUCCACUAAUAUUUUCUAGAGGGAACAAGUUCACUUAUCUACUGGGAACAGUGUGGAAAAUAUAUAUAUUAGUGACAUUUCUGAACAUAAAUUAUGUACUAAUGAAUAAAUAAAAACUUCAUGUUCAUAUCGACACAAACUUCUCAAUAUGAUCUUAAAUCUUAAAAUGUCUGUUUUUUUAUUUAAUGUCAUCUUUAAUGACUGUGGCAUUGUCACCGCCCCCUCACCUUUCAGCCAAUCGUGAGGCUUUCGUGUCGCCAGUAUGACCUGUUUUAAUGUACAUGAGUAAUGUUUGAUUUGAAUGUUUGAAGCUGUUAAAUAAAGACAAAUUUCACAUA
Messenger RNA from Micropterus salmoides (largemouth bass), 2820 nucleotides. RefSeq names its product E3 ubiquitin-protein ligase TRIM39-like. NCBI's taxonomy places the organism in Eukaryota, Metazoa, Chordata, Actinopteri, Centrarchiformes, Centrarchidae. The transcript has 13 exons. Bases 24 to 1904 code for a protein of 626 amino acids. Gene Ontology annotation, molecular function: zinc ion binding; protein binding. The record is from RefSeq and is a predicted model, not a curated record.